Paramecium octaurelia is the source of this 916-nucleotide messenger RNA. The record is from the annotation of a GenBank genome assembly. NCBI's taxonomy places the organism in Eukaryota, Ciliophora, Oligohymenophorea, Peniculida, Parameciidae.
UUAAAAUGCAUUUCCAAUAUGAAGAAAAUGCAAAAAGGUCAUUAAUAUGCAGAGGAUGUGCAGGAAGAACGCUUGGAUAAGAUUCUAACAAAUGCUGUUGUCAAGAGAACAAAUUCGUGAAUGUUCUUAAAAACCAUUACGUGGAAGGAAACAAUAUAAACCAAUUGAGCGAGAUGCUAGAUUUAGCUUAAGGAACUGAAAAUUUUUGCGAGGAACAUGGCUAUCUCUAUGAAUUUAUUAUAACUAAGAACCCGCUGGAAAAUGGGUAGUCAAAAUUUGAUAAUCAAGAACUUUAUUGUAAAAUGUGUAUCGAAAAGAAUUAAGAGAAUUUACAUUGUUAUAAAAUUGAACUUCUGAAUGAUGAAUAUUUUAAAGUUAAAGAAUAAAAUAAAUAAACAUUGUAAUAAGUUUAGCAAUAGGAAGAUGGAUAACAAGAUAAAAAAGAGUUAUAAAACAAAAUUAAAGAAGUUUUUGAAAAAAUGAAAAUAGCACUUCAAAACGAUUAACUACUAGAAUAAAAAAAAAAUGUCGCUAAUAAAAGGAAAGAGAAAAUACAAGAAGCUGUAAAUAAAUAGGCGAAUCAAAAUUAGAUAAUCUAGAAUGAAGAUCAGGAGUAAAGAGACAAUAAAAUCUCAUAAUUGGAUAUGCGUAAUGUUUAUAAUUAUUUUAAGUGAAAAAAGCUUUAGACUUAAGAAUGAAAGCGAUUGCUUAUCUAGAUAAUGGAUAUCAUGACUACUUACACGAUGACUAUUUAGAGGGAGAAUCGACACGUAAAAAAAUAAUGGAAGAGGAAAAUCCAAUGAAGGUAGAUGAAUACGGGAAUUAUCAACAAAAAGAAUUUGAACCUAAUAAGUUUUAUGGAUAUCCAAUAAUAGAGGCCUUUAAAUAUUUUGAUGACAUUUAAUUUAUUUGAGGA